AUGGAGCAAGGCUUCGAGGUCACGCCUGCACAAACCAAGAAAGAAGCAUUCCUAGAAGCCCGCAUGCGGCACUUCACCGAGCAGCACAUCAAACAUUCUAAGGCGAUCAAACGGCUACAACAAUCCAAGUGUCGGCUAACCAAGAGGAAUACUGAACUGAAGACUGUGAGCUUUGGUGCUGCAAAUCAGCAGCUGUUACAACGACAGCUUGUCAAGCACACAGGAGCACCUGUACCAACGCAGUACUCACCAGAACUACGAGCCUUUGCCUUGACCCUGCAUUUUUACUCUCUACAUGCGUACACCUACGUGCGCAAGGUUUUUGAUACAUGCCUACCCCAUCCCAGGACUCUAACUAAGUGGUACCAGUCCACUGAUGGCGAGCCUGGCUUCUCUGAAGAGGCCUUGAGGGCACUAAAGCUGAAGAGCAAAGCCAACAAAACCUCAGGCAUUGCCACCAUCUGCAGCCUCAUGGUGUACGAAAUGUCGAUACGGUGA
This is a messenger RNA of Ixodes scapularis (black-legged tick), 498 nucleotides long. RefSeq lists its product as uncharacterized. The record is from RefSeq and is a predicted model, not a curated record. The coding region runs from base 1 to 498 and encodes 165 amino acids. NCBI's taxonomy places the organism in Eukaryota, Metazoa, Arthropoda, Arachnida, Ixodida, Ixodidae. The transcript is spliced from 3 exons.